Messenger RNA from Strongylocentrotus purpuratus (purple sea urchin), 2275 nucleotides. RefSeq lists its product as uncharacterized. Lineage: Eukaryota; Metazoa; Echinodermata; Echinoidea; Camarodonta; Strongylocentrotidae. The transcript has 2 exons. The record is from RefSeq and is a predicted model, not a curated record. The coding region runs from base 395 to 2020 and encodes 541 amino acids.
UAGAAAUGAGUUUUUGACAAAUUGUUCAGCAGCUGUAAUUGGUUGUAUUACUGCUUUUUUUAAUGUAAUACUGGAGAGUGGUCUAGUACCAAAAGACUGGUGUCUAGGUAGUAUAGUCCCUAUUUUCAAAAAUAGAGGAAAGGAUACAGAUCCAGAUAACUAUCGUGGGAUAACACUUUUAAGCUGUUUGGGAAAAUUGUUUACUUCCAUCUUGAAUUAUAGGAUAACAAUUUAUUUCGAAAAUGAAUGCAAGCUUGGAGAAGAACAGGCUGGCUUUCGUGCUGGCUAUUCUACAACAGACCAUAUUUUUGUUUUGAAAUCCCUGCUUGACAUUUACUUGUCUAAACGGAAGAGAAUUUACUGCGCUUUUAUAGACUAUAGAAAAGCUUUUGAUAUGGUUGAUAGGGUUUCACUUUGGCACAAAUUAUUGAGGUCAGGGGUGGAUGGUAAGGUGUUCACAGUUAUUAAGAAUAUGUAUUCUCAAGCAAAAUCGUGCGUGAUAGUAGAUGGUCAAAUGUCUGAGGCUUUUCAAUGCGAUGUUGGUGUUAGGCAGGGUGAAAACUUAUCACCACUGCUCUUUGCAAUAUAUCUUAAUGAUUUCGAGGAUUUUCUCAGUAAACACUUUAAAGGUCUCAAAUUUUUAGUUGAAAAUGUAUGUGCUGACAUUUUAGAUAAAGAAGUAAACAAAGAUCUUUUCUUACAAUUAUACACAUUGUUGUACGCAGAUGACACCCUAAUAUUGGCUGACACAGCAGAGGAAUUGCAAGUGGCUUUGAAUGCCUUGUCUCAAUAUUGUAAAAUUUGGAAGUUAAGUGUUAAUGCUAUGAAAACUAAAGUACUUAUAUUUUCAAGAGGCAAUGUACGUAAAUUUCCAGUUUUCAGAUUUGGAGAAGAUGAAAUUGAUGUUGUGGAUGAUUUUGUAUAUCUUGGGGUUCAGGUUAAUUAUAAUGGAAGUUUUAAAAAGGCUAUUUCAAAACAGGUAUCACAGGCCAGGAAAGCCCUCUUCUCUAUGUCAUUAAAGGUUCAAAGACUCAAACUGCCACUGGAUAUUCAAUGUGAAUUGUUUGACCAACUUGUAUUACCAAUACUCAUUUAUGGAUGCGAAGUGUGGGGAUAUGAAGAUCUGAGUCAAAUUGAAAUAUUCCAUAGAAAAUUUCUCAGGUCAGCGUUAUGUGUAAAUAAAUUUACACCAGAUUGUAUGAUAUAUGGAGAAACUGGGAGGGCAUGGCUAGCUAACAGUAUCAAACAUCGAAUGGUUAGUUUCUGGUUAAGAAUAGUAAAAGGUUCUCCCUCUAAAUAUUCAGUCAAAUUUUAUUUUUUGCAAAGGUUAAUUAGUCAGAAUGUAGAUAUGUCUACUUCUUUCAAGUGGUUAUCUUGUAUUGAAAAAAUAUUGAACCAUGCUGGUCUUGGUAUUGUUUGGCUAAAGCAAGGGGAAGGAUUUAGCAAUAGUUGGAUACUGAGCACUCUGAAGUUGAGAUUAAACGAUAUUUCAAAACAAGAUGUGAUGGCAACAAUUUGGACAAACAGUGUGUGCCUAAAUUAUAGGAUCUUUAAAGAGGAUUGUCUCUUUGAAAGGUAUUUAGUUUUGCUGAGUAAAAAAGAUAGAAUAACACUGAGCCGUUUUAGAUGUAGGUCACACCGUUUACCAAUUAAUAAUAACAGAUUCAAAGAAGCUGUUAAUGAAAUUAGUAUUGAAUGCCCAUGUUGUGAUAUGCAUGAGUCUGGUGAUGAAUUCCAUUAUGUUUUUGUAUGCCCUUUUUUCAGAAAGGAAAGAGAGUUAUAUUUAGGUCGCAAAGUAAUAGUUAAACGCCCUUGCACAUCACACAUGUUGAAUUUAUUUUCAUGUUCCGGUAUAGGACAGCUGAAGAAAUUAGUACUCUUCUUAAGGAUAAUAAUGUCAUAUUUUGCUCGUCUAUAUACAUGUAAAUCUGAACAAUCCAAUCAUAUGUCGCCCAUAAAAAGAAAUGUUACAACCCGAAGUGGUAGGUUAAUUAAGCAACCAACAAUUCUUGAUCUGUAGUACAGUCUUUCUUUAGGUCAAGUAUAGUUUUGAUGGUUUGUUUGUUCUUUUGUUCAUUUUUUUGUUUUUUUUGUUAGUAUACUUUUUUUUUUGUUUGUCUUAUUACAUUAUAUUCCAUUAUGUUUUUGUUUGUCCAAUGGACGAUUAUAGCGUAUUUUGUUAGUCUGCAUAUAUCUUAACAAUCCAAUCACAACUCACUUACAUGUACAAAAAUGAAACUUAUAAUUUCUUUUUUAGUUAAGACAAUAAUGUAUU